Molecule: messenger RNA, 6981 nt
Organism: Gracilinanus agilis (Agile Gracile Mouse Opossum)
Lineage: Eukaryota; Metazoa; Chordata; Mammalia; Didelphimorphia; Didelphidae
Gene: PNPLA7
Product: patatin like phospholipase domain containing 7
Exons: 38
Coding region: 1-4713 (1570 amino acids)
Biological process (GO): lipid metabolic process
Cellular component (GO): endoplasmic reticulum
Molecular function (GO): phosphatidylcholine lysophospholipase A1 activity
Source: RefSeq, a predicted model, not a curated record
AUGGCGGUGGGGAAAGUCGAGGCCAUGUGGGCCGGUGAGUGGAGGCCCAAGGCAGGCGGUCCGCUGACGUCGCCCUUCGGCCACACCCCUCGGGGAGACCAGACUGGGCCUCGGUGUGAGCCAAACCGGAGCUCAGACCCACUGUCACUCAGGACUGCUCCUCCUCCCACAGUGACCCCGCCGCCGGGGACUCUCCCAACUUAUUCCAGUGCCCCGUUUCCCCUCCUUCUUUUCCCUUUUACAAAUCCAUCACUGUCCCCAACUGCUCUCACAUUUCUGCACCGACUAUUCAGUGACAUUCUCCAUUGCACAUCUCCUCUUCCCAUCAUGAGUUCCUUCCUCCCACUAUUUCCCCUCAUCCACACUUUUUGCUCUGCUCCCUUUCCCUCCCCAUAUUCUAGGAGUGAUGUCAGAAUCAAUCUUUUCUUUUUGUUAACUGGCACUGCCAUGAAGAAGGAAUUGUAUCGAACCUACUCAAAGGGUAUCAUCUUUCUGAGUGCUUCUGUACACUCCUUGACGAGACGGUUACUGGGAUAUGAUCUAGACUCAACCAUGGUAAGAGGAAUGCUAAUUGGAGUUAUCAUAGGGCUGGUUUUCAGCUGCAUUUGCAUCAUCUUUAUUUACAAGAAGAUUAAGAGGUUUCGACGUCGGCCUUCAUUAUCUUCUCAGUAUAGGUUCCGUAAAAGAGACAAAAUGAUGUUUUAUGGCCGAAGGUUAAUGAGGAAGGUGAGUAUCCUGCCAAACAAUCUUGGUGGGAACAAUACUGUGCCCCGGCAGAGAUACAAGAAAAGAGCCAAGGUUCUGCUUUUGGCUAAAAGGAUCCUGCAGUUCAAGAAGGAAUAUCCUACCUUGGAACCAAAGGAGCCCCCACCCUCCUUGCUAGAAGCUGAUCUCACUGAGUUUGAUGUUAAAAAUUCUAACCUACCAUCUGAGGUCCUCUAUAUGCUGAAAAAUGUCCGGGUCCUGGGUCACUUUGAGAAACCACUGUUCCUGGAACUCUGCAAACACAUGGUUUUUGUGCCAUUACCUGAAGGACAGUACGUCUUCCGUCCUGGAGAACUUGACAACAGUAUUUAUGUGGUACAGGAUGGGAAACUGGAAGUUUGCACUCAGGAAAAUGAUGGUAGUGAGUUGGUGUUGAAAGAAGUCCUGCCUGGAGACAGUGUCCACAGCCUCAUCAGCAUCCUGGAUUUCAUCAGCGGAUACUUAAAGCCUUUUAAAACAGUCUUUGCCAAGGCAGCGGUACCAUCUACUGUUUUAAGGCUUCCAGCUAAUGCUUUUCAAGAUGUAUUUGAGAAAUAUCCUGAAACCUUGGUGAGAGUAGUACAGAUCAUAAUGGUGCGGUUGCAGAGGGUGACCUUUUUGGCUCUACACAAUUACCUGGGGCUUACCACUGAACUCUUCAACCCUGAAAGUCAGGCUAUCCCUUUGGUGUCGGUGGCUGGUGUAAUAGCUGGCAAAAACAAGAGGCAGAUGUCUAUUUCAGGAACAGAGGAAGAACGGAAAGAGAAGCUCCAGGAAACCUCAGAAUCAGAUCAUAAGAGGGGAAGCAAGUUAGAGACCAGUACGCUUCUUGUGAAGCGGAGCUUCUCCAGCCCCCUGCCUUCAAUGCAUGGAGAGAGUUUUGAUGAACUAGGAAAAUUCCAAGGAAUUGGCCCUGACACACUGAUGCCUCAAGGCAGUUCCGCUGUUGCUAAAUCAGAUCUGGAAAUGGCAUAUGACAGGGCCAGAGUUAGUAUCUCGGAAGAACCUCCCUUGCUUAGGGAGAAAAGCUCUUUUAAGGGAAAGAAACCAAUAGUAUUGUCAGAAAUCCCUACCAUCCGUUACACAGAAAAUAUGAGUGAGGAAACUGGCACCAAUUGGAAGAUGGAUGCUCUCUUGAGAGCAGCCAAGAAGGAUCUUCUCACCCUGAUGAAACUGGAUGAUCCUACUCUUUUGGAUGAUAGAGUGAGCUUUCUUCAUGCAUCUGCAGGUACCUUGGUGUCAAAACAAGGAGACCAGGAUGUCAACCUCCGGUUUGUGAUCACUGGGAUGCUACAUGCAUAUCAGCGGAAUAUUGACAGUGAGAAAGAAACAUGCCUAUUUAUCAUCCACCCCGGAGAGCUAGUAGGCCAAUUGGCUGUUCUCACAGGGGAACCACUUACCUUUACCAUCAAGGCCAACAAAGAGUGUUACUUCCUCUCUAUCUCCAAGUUUGAUUUCUAUGAGAUUAUGCGGCAGCAACCAAAUGUUGUCCUGACUGUUGCUCACACAUUUGUGAAGAGGAUGUCUUCAUUUGUGAGGCAGAUAGACUUUGCCCUGGACUGGAUGGAGGUAGAAGCUGGACGUGCAAUUUACAGGCAAAGUGAUAAAUCUGACUGCACAUAUAUUGUACUCAGUGGCCGUCUGCGCUCUGUGAUCAAGAACGAUGAUGGGAAAAAACGUCUGGCUGCUGAAUAUGGACGAGGAGAUCUCAUUGGUGUGGUGGAGACACUAACCUACCAAUCCAGAGCUACAACAGUACAUGCUAUCCGUGAUUCAGAAUUGGCUAAGUUACCAGCAGGAGCACUGAAUUUCAUCAAGCGCAGAUAUCCACAGGUUGUGACUAGGUUGAUCCAUUUGCUUGGGCAGAAGAUCCUUGGCAAUCUUCAGCAGGUUGGUGUAUCAGGUCACCAGCGUGGAAUACAUUUCUCAAGCAGCAAGUGGGAUUCUGGGAAUCCAGCCUCCAACCUUUCAACAGUGACUAUUAUGCCAGUAUCAGAUGAUGUGCCUCUCCUUACAUUUACAUUGGAACUCGAGCAUGCCCUCCAUGAUAUUGGACAAACUCUCCUACAAAAUAGUGACAUGACCAGAUCUUUGCUUAAUGCAGUAAGCAUUAACAAGGUCUUGCUUUCUGUAUCUUCCAGUGUUCAUGAAUAUAGAUUGUCCAGUUGGCUGGGACAGCAGGAAGACAUCCACCGCAUUGUUCUCUACCAGGCAGACAGCAACUUGACCCCAUGGACCCAGCGCUGUUUUCGGCAAGCAGACUGUAUCCUGAUUGUGGGGAUGGGAGAUCAAGAGCCCUCGGUGGGCGAGCUGGAAAAGAUGCUGGAGAACACAGCUGUUCGUGCUCAGAAGCAAUUGGUUCUGCUUCACAAGGAGGAUGGGCCAGAGCCUGCCCGUACAGUUGAGUGGCUUAACAUGAGAAGCUGGUGUUCAGGCCACUUGCACCUUCGCUGUCCCCACCGGGUCUUUUCUCGAAAGUCCCCAGAAAAGCUGAUGGAAAUGUAUGAACGUGUCUUCCAGAAGCCUCCUGACAUACACUCUGACUUUUCCCGCCUAGCUCGAGUUUUGACUGGCAAUGCUAUUGCAUUAGUGCUUGGAGGAGGAGGAGCAAGAGGUUGCUCCCAAGUUGGGCUCAUCCGGUCCCUCGUGGAGAUAGGCAUUCCUGUGGAUAUGGUAGGAGGAACUUCAAUUGGGUCCUUCAUGGGGGCUCUGUUUGCUGAGGAGCGAAACUACAGCCGGACAAGAAUCCGAGCCAAGCAGUGGGCCAUUGAGAUGACUUCAGUGGUGAAGACAGUGCUUGAUCUGACUUACCCAAUCACUUCUAUGUUCUCUGGAGCAGCUUUCAAUAAUGGCAUUAGAAAAGUCUUCAAAGACAAACAAAUCGAGGAUCUCUGGAUUCCCUAUUUUGUUAUCACAACAGAUAUCUCUGCCUCUGCAAUGAGGGUCCACACAGAUGGCUCCCUGUGGAGGUAUGUCCGAGCCAGUAUGACUCUGUCUGGUUAUAUGCCCCCACUCUGUGACCCCAAAGAUGGACAUCUACUGAUGGAUGGUGGCUAUAUCAACAACCUCCCAGCUGAUGUGGCCAAAUCUAUGGGUGCCAAGGUGGUGGUUGCCAUUGACGUGGGCAGCAGGGACGAAACGGACCUCACCAACUACGGCGACUCACUGUCUGGCUGGUGGCUGCUGUGGAAACGUUGGAAUCCCCUGGCUACAAAAGUGAAGGUGCUGAAUAUGGCAGAGAUCCAGUCACGCUUGGCCUAUGUGAGCUGUGUCAGGCAGCUGGAGAUGGUGAUGAAGAGUGAUUACUGUGAAUAUAUCCGACCACCCAUUGACAAUUAUGGUACCCUGGACUUUGGCAAAUUUGAUGAAAUCUGUGAGGUGGGUUACCAGUAUGGACAGACUGUGUUUGACAUCUGGGCCAACAAUGGUGUGCUAGAGAAGAUGAUGAGUGAUGUUCAGGAAAUCCGCAAAAUGAACACUGGAGAGGUAUUCACCUACUCCAAUGCCUCCUUCACUGACCUGGCAGAGAUUGUGUCCCGUAUUGAACCAAGCAGAUCCUUAAUGACGAAUGAUGAUGAAUCUGACCAUGAUGAUGCUGACCGUGAUGAUGAAUAUGAAGAGGCAAGCUUAGACUUCCCUAAGGAUGAACAAGAACAAGAAGAUACAGGAGCUUUUGAAGAUCCCUUCUCAGAAGAAGAAAUCAAAAAAGAAAAAAAACACUCUUCCAUGAUUAGCUCCCUUUCAGAAGCGGAAGGGCUCAAAAGAGAGAAAAAACACUCUUCCAUACUCAGCUCUCAAACUGCCGGUUCAGAAAUGACAAAACAGCCUUCGGUGAUCAGCUCCCAUUCUGCCCUUUCAGAAGCAUCAAAACAGCCUUCCGUGACCAGCUCCCCAUCUGUCCAUUCAGAAGCAUCAAAACAGUCUUCUGUGACCAGCUCCCCAUCUGCCCAUUCAGAAGCGGAUUCCUAAAAGCCCUAUUUCUCUACAAGGGGCCAUGAGGCUUCUCUAAUGGAGGCUGAGACCUUGAUAUUUGGUGCUGCUGGAAUGAAGCCUUUCACUUCUCCUGAAGCCAUCUUGGGUAUCUGUGGGAGGGAUGGAUACAUUUGCCUUCUUCCUUUCUACCACCCAGUCAAAUCACUGACCAGCCAUGUGAUUCUAUCUCCCAGAGUUGGGGAUGGGGUGGGGAAUGGGGGGAGUGUGAGGAAGGGUAUUUACUGUGGUUUGAGAGUAAGAGGGAAGCUGAAAAGAGGAGAUCCAUGAGUUACUGUGGUUUUGUACAGUUCAGACUGCCCUUGAAGUGCUUCAUUGAUCCUAUUAAAGAAGCUACCUGUGCACAUUGGCCCUGAGGAGAAACCUUUGGAAAUCUUGGAGUCUAGGAGUAGGCUGGAUUUUAAGCAAUUCCCUGGCUUUAGUAUUCAGGCCACUUGGGCAGAAAAGUCCCUGGUGAAAGAGUAGAGGAGAUUCUUGGGCAUGUUGAUAACUUCCAUCAAAGGUUUUCCUCUAGGAGAGCCUUUAGGUGGAAUGACUGCCCUCAAGUGCCUGUUCUGGUUUGGGUCACCCACCCAGUGCCAUACUCUUCCUUAGCUAAGCCAGGAUGAGGCUCAGGCCCCUUGUGAGAGAGAGCUGAGCCAUUUGAAACUUAUUCUAUCCUCCCAUCCUGAUCCUUUCCUCCUGGGGUCAGAAUAAGGUAUAUGUACUGUGACCAAGCCAAAUUCCCCUCUUCUCCCUUCUAGAAUUUAGCACCCAAGCUAUGUAUUUUGUUUUCAUGUCCUUGGCUAACCACGAAAGAACAGCCCAAAAGAGUGAGACAAAGGACCAGGGCUGGGCCCUGAAAAUCAGCCUUUCAUUCAAGAAGCAGCUGAGACUACCCCCAAUCCUAAGGCCCAGGACAGGCCUUUGAGAAACAUAGGAAGUUGGAAGAUGCUGCCAGAAUGAGGAAUUCUACUUCAUGCUCACUUCGCAAGAUCCUAGCUCCCAACCCUCCAACCUGUGGCCUCUGAAGUUUCUGGGAAAGAGAUUCCUUCUGUCUUGGCUCAAUAUGAGAAGCAACUGCUUUCCUUUCAUGGAUAGACAAGUUGAGGUUGGAGAUAGGGAAAUGUAGAAAACUGAAAAGGCAACAUACAAUUUAGUUUAUUAAUAAAUAUAUAUACAUACAUAUGUAUAGAUACACAAACAUAUUCACUGGUGGUUCUUUCCUUCAUUGGACACACCAUGGUACAAGUCUGGGAUGAAUGGAUUGUUCCUUUUCCCCUAGUUCAUCCAGGGGUAGAACCUCUCCCCAAGUGCCCAGAGAAUUCCAAGAAUAGAGAUGCUUCUGACCCACUGUCCCCAGGAGGGUGCCUGGGCCCAAAUCCAUCCCUAAUGAUUGUUGCUAUUAACAUAUGAUGACCUGAAUGUGAUCUUCACUCCCCCACCUUUUAUUUUAGGGAUGGGGGGAUGAGGGCAUAGAAAAUAACUAUAGCCAAGGAGCAGAGGCUGCUUGUCAUUUUCUCAGCCCGUGCAUACUAUAGCUGCAGCCAACUUGGGGCACAGAGAAGCAGUCGCAAAAGGCCUUGGGGGAGGGGAGAGAGGAAGAGAAUGACUCCCUGGACCUCCCACAAAACCAAAAACUAGGUUUGAUUCCUGUUCAAACAGGCUUACUUCCUUUACCACCAAUUCUUGUCCCCAAUUCUGUGAUCUAAAGCUGCUGGAGUGGGAGAGGCAAGGAGUAAUAUAUAACUAGUCAUGGAUUCCCAUUUCUACACACACACACAGGUACAUGUACACACGUUAUGAUGCCCUGAGACAAGAGUGUUUAUACUCCUUCCCCCAGGCUUCUAGUCUUUGUUCUGAGUUCCUUUCUCUCUAUACUUUCCCCCUUUCCCAAAGGGCAGAAGCUGCCAAUUGUACUAAAUUAUAUGCACAGUGAGGCAUUCUGAAAUUGGCUCAUCUUCCACUCAACACACCCCAGAACCAGACCAGUGCAAUCCUUCAACACUCCUUUUCCUCAGCUCAAUACAGGUAUAUCUUGGCUUCCCACAAUUCAAAGAUCCCCUUAAGAGACGUCAAACACAAGGUCCCCUUACCCCCAAUGUAGGCCAAAUCAGAUUAAACUAUAAUUGGGAAAUAUUUGACAAAGAAAAAAAAGCAUAGAUAAUAUUACAUUCAUCUUUAAGUCAAAAUGUGGUCCACAGGGAUCCUUGUAUGUGGAUUAGAGGCUAGAGGCCCCAUUUCUAUUUGAGUUUGACACCAUCGAUU